Strigops habroptila (Kakapo) is the source of this 645-nucleotide messenger RNA. It is a transcript of the gene MRPL54, whose product is annotated as mitochondrial ribosomal protein L54. The transcript has 3 exons. The record is from RefSeq and is a predicted model, not a curated record. NCBI's taxonomy places the organism in Eukaryota, Metazoa, Chordata, Aves, Psittaciformes, Psittacidae. The coding region runs from base 1 to 621 and encodes 206 amino acids.
AUGGCGCGGGCGGGACCCGGGGCCGGUCCGGUCCGCGCGGCCCACCCGCCGCCCCCGGGACACGGACGGACCCGCCGCCGCCGGCCGCCGCCGCGCAUGCGCUGCCCCGCCCCUCCCGGCGGUCCCCGCCCCUCCGAGCGCUCAGCCUAUCCCGGCGCGUCGCCUUCCCGGCUGCGCCCCUCUCGCCGUGCCCCGCGCGCCCACCAUGGCGGCCCGGGCGCUGCUACGGCUGCGGGCGGCGCUCCCGGCCCGGCCCGCGGCUACGCCAAGAAGCCGGCCAUGAAGGCGAAGGGCAAGAGCGUCCCGAAGGAGGGGCUGAAGGCGCCGGAGGUGUGCACCGACCCCGCCAUGCUCGCCACCUACGCCAUGGGCGUCAAUUACUUCAAGGACGGCCCGAGGUGGCCUGAAGCCCGACAUCCGAGUACCCGGACUGGCUCUUUAAGAUCCACCUCGGGCCUCCCAAGAAGCUGGAGGAGCUGGAUCCCAACUCCAUCGAGUAUUGGAGGCGCCUGCGGAAGUACAAUACGUGGCAGAACAACAGGCGAAGAAGAGCAAGAAGCUGUAGGUGCUUUGGGGCUGCCCCGAGCCCAGCUCCUGCGUUUGGGCUGCUCUUGUAAAUGAGUAAUAAACCUCUCUUGAGACCGA